UAUUAAAGUAGUCUUAUUCUUCUUCGAUUACCAUCUGAGUAUUUCACUGCGAGUGUUGUACCAGUUAUAAAUAAGCAGUCACGAUAAACCUUCACAAUGGAGGUCCAACCUGAUCGAACAUCGGGCUCCAAGUACUAUGAUAUUGUGAUUGUUGGUGCCGGGCCAGCCGGCCUCAUGUUGUCCACUUGCCUCGCAAGAUGGGGCUACAAGAUCAAGCACAUCGACAACCGCGCUCAGCCGACCCCGACGGGUCGGGCGGAUGGUAUCCAGCCACGCUCGCUAGACUUGCUUCGGAACAUGGGGCUCAAGCCCGCUAUCAUGGCGAACAAGCCCGCCCGAGUCUACGAGGUUGCGUUUUGGGAUCCACCAAAGAGCGGAAAGGGUAUCGAAAGGACUGGCACCUGGGCCAGCUGCCCGAGUUUCAUCGACGCAAGAUAUCCAUUCACCACUCUCCUGCAUCAAGGUAUGAUCGAGAGGGUGUUCAUCGCCGACUUGGAGAAGAGUGGCGUCCAGAUCCAGCGACCGUGGACGAUUACCGGGUUCAGCUCGGACGAGAAGGAGAACCCAGAGUAUCCAGUAACGGUGGACCUGGAGCAUGUCGACGGCACCAACAAGGAAACCGUUCGAGCCAAGUAUCUCUUUGGCGGCGAGGGUGCCCGGUCAUUUAUCAGGGACCAGCUCAAGAUUGGAAUCAAGCACAAGGAUCCCAUUGCCUUUGUUUGGGGCGUCAUGGAUGGCGUGGUCCAGACCGAUUUCCCAGAUAUCAAGAUGAAAUGUACAAUUCACUCGGAGCAUGGAUCCAUCAUGGUGAUACCUCGCGAAAACAACAUGGUCAGACUCUACAUUCAGAUUGCGUCUUCAACAGACCCGGACUGGAGCCCCCGGAAGACAGCCACCGAGGAGGAUGUUCAAGCGUCUGCCAAGAAGAUUCUGCAACCCUACUCGAUCGAGUGGGACAGAGUAGAAUGGUACUCGGUGUAUCCCAUUGGACAGGGAAUUUCGGACCGAUAUACGUUGGACCAUCGAGUAUUCCUCGGAGGUGACGCGUGCCACACCCACAGUCCGAAAGCCGGACAGGGCAUGAACACUGCCUUCCUGGAUGCUCAGAACCUGGCAUGGAAGAUCCACCUUGUCGAGCGUGGCUUUGCUGACCGGAGCGUACUAAAAACAUAUGAGCCGGAGCGAAAGGAGGUUGCAGAGUCGCUACUCGCGUUCGACAACAAAUAUGCCAAACUAUUCUCUCAACGGCCGCCAGCAGCAACUGAAGUCCAAGCUGCAUCGGAAAACGUUUCCGAGGAGGCGGAGGAUAACGAAUUCAUCAAGACGUUCAAGGCCUCAUGUGAAUUCACCAGCGGGUACGGCGUGGCCUACGGCCCGAACUCUUUCAACUGGUCUGAGGAUCAUCCCGCGCAGUCGCAUGUCCUCCACCCGAAGGGAACGAAAUUACGGACGGGUCGGCUGUUCAUCAAUUCCGACGUGACCCGCGUCGCCGACGCAAACGUGGUCCACCUUGAGCAAGAGGUGCCUCUGAACGGCUCCUUCCGUAUCUUCGUCUUCGCCGGAAAACCUUCUGUGACGCGCCAGGCACUCAAGGAUCUCACAACCUACAUGAACAGGAAGGGUUCGUUCUUCUCCACCUACCUCCGGCCGGACAUCGACCAGGUAUCGUACCACGAGAGACACAACCCCCACAGCUGGUUGUACACCUUCUGCACCGUCUUUGCGGCCCCUCGCACCAGCAUCGAGAUCAGCAGGGACGUGCCUGACCUGUUGGCACGGUAUCGGGAACACGUCUACGCCGACGACCGGUGGGAUCGCCGAGUACCCGAUGCCGCAGCGGCCGCUCACGCGAAGAUGGGGCUCGACCAGGAGAAGGGCGGUGUGGUAGUAGUCCGCCCCGAUGGCUAUGUCGGCAUGGUGGCCAGCCUGGUGGAGGGCAGUGACACCGUGGACGCGCUCAACCAGUAUUUCAGCUCAUUCUGCACCAAGAAGCUGGGGGAGACAAUGGCACAAUUGUAGCGGACCUGCUUCGCACGACUCGGCCUGCAAUGGUCAACCUCGCCGUUCUUCCAAGCGAAGCUUUGCGUGUAUCCAUAUUUCAUAGUCAAUAUACCCGCAUCAUCCAGCAGAAAUGCUCGUUAGUAUAGCCUGUGCCCACUUGCCCACUCCAUUGCAAAUCCCAUGUUUCGC
Phialemonium atrogriseum is the source of this 2190-nucleotide messenger RNA. RefSeq names its product FAD binding domain-containing protein. NCBI's taxonomy places the organism in Eukaryota, Fungi, Ascomycota, Sordariomycetes, Cephalothecales, Cephalothecaceae. Bases 97 to 2019 code for a protein of 640 amino acids. The record is from RefSeq and is a predicted model, not a curated record. Gene Ontology annotation, molecular function: FAD binding; oxidoreductase activity. The transcript has 4 exons.